AGCACUGUAGCAGAGCGUAGCAAUUUGGAACUUGGAAGGCAUAAUUUUCAAAGAUGAAUAGGGGGGAGUGGAGUUGGGGGGGUCAAAAAGGAAAACGCAAAGAAGAAAGUGGAGUUGGGUGAGUCCAUCAUCUUCAUCUCGCAAUCUCUCACUUUGGGGAAGCAAACUGCAUAUUGUGUGUAUUAGCACAGUUGGAGAAUUAUAAUCAUAAGCAUGGAGUCUGAGAUGACAGUACAUGAUGGUGGGUGCCACUGCAAGAAUGUAAGAUGGCGAGUGCAAGCGCCUACUAAGGUUGUGGCUUGGAGUUGCAACUGUUCGAUUUGCUCUAUGAGGGGUAACACGAAUUUCGUUGUCCCUUCUGAAAGAUUUGAACUCUUGGGUAAUUCUGAACAGUUUCUCACAACUUAUAGCUUUGGUUCUCACACGGCAAAGCAUACUUUCUGUAAGGUCUGUGGGAUAACUUCGUUUUAUUAUCCACGCUCAAACCCUGAUGGGGUUGCCAUCAUAUAUGGGUGUGUUGAUCCUGGAACACUAACCUAUGAUGAGGUCAAGUAUUUUGAUGGCCAAAAUUGGGAAAACUCCUACAACCAGUUGAACAUUGCUUCGCAGUCAAAGGUAGACUCUGGAAACUAAAGGGUUGAAGAAUGGUAUAUGUUGAAAUCUUUUCAUUUCAACAAAUAAUACUGUAAGCAAAUAGGCAAAAAACUUGUAUAUAUUGCUUGGAGUUUGCAGGCUGAAGUACAUCAUGGUCUUGGCCUUUGAGAAAUUAAUAAUCUUCAUCCGGAAUGUAUGAUGAUUCCUAUGUAACAGUAGUGCUUUUCCUCUUGUUUCGUUUUGUUCUAUUUGUUUUUGUUACUUUGCCUUUGGCCUUGCAGCGGUGACAA
This is a messenger RNA of Rosa chinensis, 884 nucleotides long. RefSeq names its product centromere protein V-like. Gene Ontology annotation, molecular function: carbon-sulfur lyase activity. NCBI's taxonomy places the organism in Eukaryota, Viridiplantae, Streptophyta, Magnoliopsida, Rosales, Rosaceae. Bases 214 to 633 code for a protein of 139 amino acids. The transcript is spliced from 2 exons. The record is from RefSeq and is a predicted model, not a curated record.